This is a messenger RNA of Pecten maximus, 864 nucleotides long. RefSeq names its product cingulin-like. The record is from RefSeq and is a predicted model, not a curated record. Bases 1 to 837 code for a protein of 278 amino acids. NCBI's taxonomy places the organism in Eukaryota, Metazoa, Mollusca, Bivalvia, Pectinida, Pectinidae. The transcript has 4 exons.
AUGUCAGAUCAACUGAGAGACCAAACGGAUGUCAAGAUAACAACCUCCAUCAUGCAAAAGAACUGGUCAUUAUUGAAGCAGAUACGAGCUAAAGAUGUCAUUGACCCGAUGAUAGAGCAGUCCCUCAUAAGCAUUGAAGACAGCAGAAGUAUCCUUAAGAAGGAAACAGAACUCCAGCAAGCAGAAGCUCUCCUAUAUUUAGUUUUUAGUAAACCACAACAACAUAAAUUGGAUGCUUUUGUUACCAUUCUUGAUAAAAAUGGAUACGAUUUUGUAGUUCAACAACUCAUAAAAGAUCAAGCUGAUUAUGCUUCCAAACCAAGAACUUCUAGGCAAUUGAGUGAGGAUGCUCAAUCCGAUAGCGGGAAAACUUCUCCGCGACAAAUUGGCGCCGCACUGAUGGCUGAAAUGCAACAGCAACAAAUAGAAACUAUCCGACAAGAAUUCCAAUUAUUAAACCAGCGUCAAUCAGCGGAAUUAGCCAAUCAGACACGAGAGUUAAAGGAGCAUCAUGAAAGGAUCGUAAAAUCAGAAUUUGCUCAACUGAGGCAAACCGAGGAACAGAAAAAAAGGAAUGAGGAACAAAUACAUAAACUUGAAACCCAGUUGAAAGCCUUGCAGAAGAAGCUAGACCAAGAACGCACUAAAAUGAAAGAGAACACGACAAAAUCCAAUGCGGCAAUUAAAGAAUUGGAAAAGGAAAGAGAUGAUUUAAAACAAACCUUGACAAAAGUGAAACAUGAAAACCUCUAUCUUCGAAAUCUUGUCCAGGAAGCCAGAGGUAGCCAAAGAGAGGUUAACAGACUGGAUGGAUCAGCAGGGAAUAAGAAGCGGUAAUGCUAUUAAGGAAGAGGAAUAUCAGUC